Molecule: messenger RNA, 2840 nt
Organism: Oppia nitens
Lineage: Eukaryota; Metazoa; Arthropoda; Arachnida; Sarcoptiformes; Oppiidae
Exons: 3
Coding region: 927-2840 (637 amino acids)
Source: RefSeq, a predicted model, not a curated record
AGGAGAAGAGAGUCGUCAGACUUGGACGGUAUCUGUUUACGGAUAGGUACCGGUUGUGUUUCAUCAGCUCGUAUCGGACCGCUGUGGCGUAACAGUGGCUACGAAUUAGUGUAACACAACGCAUGUGGUGGCUAAAGCGGUGAGAUUUACUCAACUAUUACCGGUAGCACAGCUCUUUAACUGGAGUUUUACUUACAUUACCUGUUAUACACCGUCGGUAAGGUUCUUUAAACAGAACCUACCGACUCACACGCUAAUCCAAGCACAGUGAUGAGUAGACUUUUAAAGCAAAGUCACUCUUCAUAAAUAGGGCUUAAAGGUCCAAAAAAGAUCAUAGGCAUGUGCAUACCGAGGGAAUGGUAGCACAGCGCUUUUGUCAACAGAGGAUGUCGGUUUAAAAGCUGACACUAAUCCUCUGAUCUUCUCACCUCACAUGGGAGGAAUGAGAGCCUUGGUUUAAACCGGCUGAGGGGUGCGAAUGACAUGUAAUGAUCGCUGUGAUUGACUUAAACGAGUCAACACCUAACUGAGUUCUUAAACUGGAACUCAAAAUUUCUACGUCUAUCAACUGCAAGGGAUGGUAGCUGACAGACGUGUGGACUAAGGACGAACCCAACACUUCAUCAAACAACGGCUGUUUUCCGAAGCUCGAGGAUGGCUAAACAACAACAACACCCGACUAAUAUUUAAUAAACACUCGACUAAUAUCUAAUAAUAAAGACCCGACUAAUAAUAAACACUCGUUACCAUAAUAACCCUUAUAUAAUGUUGGGGUAUAAACUAAUAAACUAAUAAUUACCACUUAAUCUAUUAAACUAUUGGGGGAUAAUUGCGCUAUUAUGACUCAUUAAAGCUCGCUGUGAUUUAAAAACUAUAAAUGUAUUCAUUAAAUAUAACCAUUAUUUUUUUUAUUAUGUUUAUAACAGAUGUCUAAUAAUAAAUCAAACAGUGACUCUUCUAUGGACUCGUAUGGAAACAAUCAAGGGACAAAUGAUGCCAACAAUAAUGUGCCGCUUAAUAAUAACUCAACUAAUAAUUCAGUGAACCUACCUUAUUGUGAACCGUCAACUUCACGAAUUAAUAACCCAAUCGAUCCAUAUGAUAUUGAAGUAAUUACCAUCUCUAGUGAUUCAGAAAUGGAUAUAGAAAACGCUGAAGAUGAGAUAACACCUGAAUACUUUUUAAGCACAUACAGUGAUUAUAGACAUCCAACAAAUCUGACAACUCUAAGAAAUAAUCUAUACUCCGAGUUAAUGGCAUAUGAAUGUUACGACGACUUCUAUGAUUCAAAUGAUGCGGAUGACGAGAAUGAUACAAGCAAUGCAGAUAAUGUAAUUGAAAACGCAACAAACGAAGAAGACGCCGAUGUAGUUGACACAGGAAUUGCGGAUGAAAUCAAACCAGUACUCAUUGGUAUCAGAGAUAACACGGAAAUAAAAAAUGAGCCACAAUUGAACCACCAAAUAGGAGCAGUAGUUAAUCAAACACCAGCAACACAUUAUGGACAAUCAACCGACGAUGUAUUUAUCGGACAAAACAGUGAAUUUAAUUUCAGUGUACCAUUUGGCUCUACUUUUGACGCGUAUAACAGACUUAGAUGUUCUGUUAGUACCUUUAAUACUGGAUAUCAAAAACUUUUCAUUGGACUUAACUCUGGACAAAUUGCAGCAUUUAAUAACGGAUCACUAAGACCAAUAUAUUUUAAACUACAACAGAAAAUGAACGCACCGAUAAAAAUUAUUAAAAGUGGUGUUAAAAUUAAUCACUUAUUAGCAGCGACUGACAACACAAUUGCAUAUUACAACGAAUUAAAUGGACAACAAAUCUAUUCUCACACAUAUAAAGUUGGUAAAAUUAUUUCAAUUUUCAAUGAAUGUCACCGUAAAUUUGUUAUUAUCACAAAAGAAAAGUUUACACAAAUUGACGAAUUAAUAUUUAAUGACAACAUCUUAGUGAAUGUACGCUACGCAACAGGUAUUGCAGGAGAGGCUGAAGGGAUCGCAUUUGAUGCAUUAUCAAAACAUAAUACAUCGAAAGACGGACAAUCAAUUUUCACAUUACGAGCAAUAUUAUUAUUAAAAACGGACGAGAGAAAAGUGAUACAACUUAAAGUUUAUGAAAUAGAAAUUACUGGUAAUGUCAUCAAACAAAAGUUUAAAACUCCUGUUGUAAUUAAUGGUAACAUAGCAGCCGAACACAAAAUGGUGGUAACAACGAAUUAUAUUAUUUUGGCAGAACUGUUUAAUCCAGAUGUUCCAACGACUUCAAGGAAUAUUCAAAUCUAUCGAAACGAUACGCUCCAUAAAUGUUUUAGUUGUACACUUGGCGCACCAAUAAGAGAUAUUGUUUGGAGCAAAAAUUAUCUUCCUUUAAUAACUGAACUAAUGCAAAUUGACAUAAUGAACUUAAAUGAUUUGCAAAGAACAUACUUGGUCUCAUGUGAACGACCUAUUAUCAAAGCAUUAAUAACGUCAAACAACAAUCAAGCAACAAAUGAAUCACAACUGGGUAUUUUAUACUUAGGAACUGAUUCAGUACUUCGACAUAAAAACCUUAAAGACUUUUUAAUAACUAAAGAAACAAAAAUUGUGAAAGUCAACAACCGAAUGAUGAUAGCGCCGCCAAAGGACUUGGGAAUGAUAAGAAUUUCAAGCACCGAAUCUAAAUUAUCACCAUAUUAUUAUAGAGCAUUAGCAAACUAUUAUAAUAUAGAAAUAAACGAUUUUGUAUAUCACACUUCGUCAGACUUGGACGGUAUCUGUUUACGGAUAGGUACCGGUUGUGUUUCAUCAGCUCGUAUCGGACCGCUGUGGCGUAACAGUGGCUACGAAUUAGUGUAA